Messenger RNA from Prorocentrum cordatum, 2903 nucleotides. Lineage: Eukaryota; Dinophyceae; Prorocentrales; Prorocentraceae. The record is from the annotation of a GenBank genome assembly.
GAUAAGUACGGGGGCCUGCCUUUCCAUGAUCUCUCGGAGAGGUUCGACAGAGAUUACCUUUUGAUGAAGGGCGUGACGGUGUCUUGGUUCUCGAACAAGGGCACCUUUGCGAUCAAGCGCGACCCUUGGAAUUCUGGCAGAGGGGACAAAGCCUCCGUAGCUAAACGCAAGAAGAGCAUCCAGACGAUUGGGUUUGUUACAGAUGCUCGUGGUGGUGCUGAUCUAAUCCAGAACGAGGACCUGGCCGCAGAUGACGAGUACUACGCCUGCCAUUACGCCACCAUCUGCGAAGGCGUCGCGGCUGCAGCCGAGGAGGACGUGAACAGAUCCAAUCCGCACGUGCAGUACACCUUGAAGCUCGGCCUUCCUGGUUGCAAGAUCUACCGCAGGCAGACGCCCAUAUGGGGGCGCAAGUGGCUCAAGCACAAGGGGAACAUGCUCAAUGAGGAGAUGACACGCACUACGAUCAUCGAGAUCUGGGCCAUGACUGCAGAAGUCACAGCGGCUUUCAAGCGCCGCGAAGACAAGUUGCGCGUGACUGGCGCGCCUCGGAUAUCACAAGCCGCACUGGACUCGAAGAAACUCAACUUUGCGAAUCAGUAUGCGUGUGGACCUGCAGCCGAUUUCAUGGAGCAGUGGAGCUCUUACCACACGCUCGAGAAUAUGACUACGUUUUACAAGGACGCCAACCAAUUCAAGCUGAUUGCCGAGCCCGAUGUGACUUUCUGGCAGCGCUUGCAGAAGCGCAUUCUGGAAGAGGCAGAUCUGUCCGUCCUGCGCGACGCCUCGCACGAGAAGAUCGGCGUGUUAGCCAAUGACAUUUUCAAAGCCUUUAAGAAGACGACCUACAUCGACAGGGCAAUCGACUUGGUGCUGAUGUUAUUCAAGAAGGCCGCCGUGGGGUCCGAACCGAAGGGCUGGGGCGCGUGCAGCUUGUUACCACAAGGUCUACCACCAUUGAAGGUCGCGCCCCUCAAGAACCUUAGGGAGUUGGUCAUCGCCACUCCCAGACCAUCAACCACUAGGGGCACCCCCAGCACGCGGGUCGCAGCAAUCUUGGAUUUGCAGGCGGAGCCCGAGGAGCAGGCGGUGAUACCACUCGAGCUGCAGCCUGAUUCAGUGCAGCCCAAUCGAGCAUUCAUCGAGAUCGUGGACGGCGAGUUGGAGCAGCUCGCGAAGGUGGGUGCCCCUAAGCAGACCGACAAGCUGAAGGACGCGGACGUCAUGAACAAUGACCAGCUCGUCGCGCUCAUGGCGGAGACUGAGAUUGGAGCCACUACGAUCUUGAAGUUCUUCGAGAGCCCAUGGAAGCAACCACUUGCGUUGCAACCACAUGUGGGCAAUGUGAUGAACAUGUCCAUGCUGUCGAUGUUCACGGCGGCGCAAGACAACGGCGGCUACUUCAGUGACGCUGACCACGCGUUCAAUACGUUGGUCGAAAAGAUCCUCCAGCAGAUCGACGAGCUGCUGCCCGAGGCUGCCUUGCAAGACUGCCUGAAGGUCUUGAUCGCCGCUGAGGCCCCGAAGAGACAUGACAUGCUAUCGGGUACAUUUGCUAAGCUGGCUGGAAUCCAAUUGACGCCUCACCUGGCGAGCACCGUACGGUCCCAGAUCUUCUUCCACGUCCUCAGCAACCUCGGGCUCCAGAGCUACAUGCGCGGCGCUGGAGGCAACGCGAUGCCCAAGGUGUACCUCUCCAACCUCGUGCGGAAUGGUAUCACGCAGCUGUUGGAUAAGUUCGACCUGUCCAAGGAGUCUACGCGGAAAGACCUGCCAACGUUCAUCUAUGAGUUGGAGGUUGCCACUGGUAAUCCCUGGAGCAAAGUGAUGCGCGAGUUUGCAGACCAGCUCCAGAAGUGCAGCAACAUCACCCUCACCACUGACGGCAUCAAGUUCAAGAACGACUUGGCGCUGAAAGACUUGGGGGUCGAUCAGAACGCGCAGGGCAUGCCGAAGAUACAUCCUGUCACGAUCGACUUGUACCCAUCAGAUAAAGCGAGCAUGGUCAAGGUUGCCAUAUCCGAGAUCCUUAAAAAGAACCCCGAAUUCGAGGAGGCUAUGAGCAUCGAGAGUGGCAUAGUUGCUGUCGCCUACUCGCGGAUCCAACCAAAGGUGUCGAAUACGGCUGAGGACUCCACCGUGAUUACCGUCGCAGGCGAUGGCAACGUCAAGAACGCAGCUCAGUACACGACCUUGCAGACGUGGUUCGAGAAGGUCGUGGAGCGCGAGAGCAAUGAUGACAACAUCGAGUGGCCUUCGGUUUUCCUCCGCAUUCUUUCAUUGGAGUUGGGCGCCCAGUUGGCAAGGGCGCAUCUCGAGUACUGCAACUUGCCCGACGGGGCCGCAGAGUGCAACCUCGUGCCGAUGGUCAUCUCACUGGUGGACUCGCCAGCCAUGUUCGUCGAGUCGAAUGGCUUCGUCAACCAGCAACGGUCCGACUGCAGCAUGCCGUGGUACAUCAAGCCGCUGCCAGCACCAGAGGCACCUGACGCACCGCGUCGUACGGCUGGUCCGAAGGCGAAGGCUAAGGCGAAGCCGGCUGCAGGGAAAAGUUCGGCACGUGAGAAACAGAGGGCGGCAGCGCAGUCCAAGGCAGGCAAGAAGAAACGCCUUGGUAUCGCGGCAGCCAAGCGCUUGUUGGAGGCUCAGAAAAAGAAGGAGGUGGCAGCGUCUGAGCGCCAGGCGCUGAAGAAGAAGGUCGCGACUCACAGAAUCAAGUAUGCUGAAAUGGAGCCCAUCGUGAUUGCAGGCACCACGUACAAGUACUCAAGGCCAAUCCUCGUCAAUAAGGCCGAUGACAACACGGACGACACCGACGAGCUCUUCCGCGAGAGGACCGCGUGGGACGACGCGCCCAAGGAGAAGAAGAGGAAGGUGGACACCACGCCUGGCUUUGCCGAGAG